This is a messenger RNA of Arachis duranensis, 2473 nucleotides long. RefSeq names its product oligopeptide transporter 7-like. The transcript has 6 exons. Gene Ontology annotation, biological process: transmembrane transport. The record is from RefSeq and is a predicted model, not a curated record. Gene Ontology annotation, molecular function: oligopeptide transmembrane transporter activity. NCBI's taxonomy places the organism in Eukaryota, Viridiplantae, Streptophyta, Magnoliopsida, Fabales, Fabaceae. Bases 90 to 2363 code for a protein of 757 amino acids.
CCAUUAACAAAAUCAGAUCCCUUGUUAGUUUUCAAACUCCAUGACCCUAGUUCCUACUUCCUACCAAAUAAAGAGAUACAAAAAACACUAUGGCUAGUAGUGAAUAUCAGGAAAUCAACGAGCCUCUUAUUCAGAAACAGAAGCUUAGUUACCAUGGCGGCUCCGGUUCCUCAUGGCCGGAAAUAUCACCGGAUACUUCGCCGGACGGCGAGAAUUCUCCAAUCGAACAGGUGGCGCUGACGGUUCCAAUCACAGACGAUCCCUCCCUACCAGUCUUCACGUUCCGCACAUGGAUCCUCGGAACUCUAGCGUGCGUUCUCCUCUCGUUCCUGAACCAGUUCUUCGGUUACAGAAAAGAACCGCUAUCGGUGACGGCGAUUUCGGCGCAGAUCGCGGUGGUUCCGGUGGGGCACUUAAUGGCGGCAACGUUGACGGAUCGGAAGUUCUGGAAGGGAACGAGAUUCGAGUUCACGAUGAAUCCAGGGAAAUUCAACGUGAAAGAGCACGUGCUGAUCACAAUCUUCGCGAGUUCUGGAGCUGCGAGCGUUUACGCGAUUCAUAUGGUGAGCUCGACAAUCGUGUUCUACAAGAAAGAGGUCUCGGUGGUGGUGGCGAUGAUGGUGGUUUUGACGACGCAGGUAUUGGGCUUCGGUUGGGCCGGGCUUUUUAGAAGGUACCUGGUUGAGCCCGCUGCUAUGUGGUGGCCGCAGAACCUUGUUCAGGUAUCGCUCUUCAGGGCGCUGCAUGAGAAAGAAGAGAGACCGAAAGGCGGUUUAACCCGGAACCAGUUCUUCCUCAUAGCAUUCAUUUGCAGUUUUGCUUAUUAUGUCUUACCAGGCUACUUAUUCCCAAUGUUAACUUCACUUUCAUGGAUGUGUUGGAUUUUUCCCAACUCCAUUGUAGCACAACAAAUAGGUUCAGGGUUACAUGGUCUUGGACUUGGUGCCAUUGGUUUUGAUUGGUCCAGCAUAUGUGCUUAUCUUGGUAGCCCUCUGGCUAGUCCAUGGUUUGCAACUGCCAAUGUUGCUUUUGGUUUUGCCACCUUCGUUUAUGGCAUUGUGCCCAUUGCUUAUUGGAUGGAUCUUUACAAUGCAAGAAGGUUUCCUAUAUUUUCUGAUGGUUUGUUCAUGUCUAAUGGUCAAGAAUAUAACAUCUCAACUAUUAUUGACUCCAAUUUUCAUCUUGAUAUGGAGGCUUAUGAGAGUGAGGGUCCUCUUUAUCUUAGCACCCUUUUUGCCAUGUCAUAUGGAAUUGGUUUUGCUUGCCUUAGUGCAACUCUUGUUCAUGUGUUGCUCUUCCAUGGGAGGGAAAUAUUGCAGCUAAGUAAGUCUGCCUUUCAAGAGAAGAAGAUAGAUAUACAUACUAAGCUCAUGAGGAAAUACUAUAAACCAGUACCUGAGUGGUGGUUUAUUUGCAUUCUUGUCAUCAACAUUGUUGCCACUAUAUUUAUAUGUGAGUAUUACAAUGAUCAACUCCAGCUGCCAUGGUGGGGUGUGGUGUUAGCCUGUGUUGUUGCCAUAUCAUUCACACUUCCAGUUGGAGUCAUUAGAGCCACAACAAAUCAGGCACCUGCUUUGAAUGUGAUAACAGAGUACAUAAUUGGAUACAUUUACCCGGGAUAUCCUAUUGCUAACAUGUUGUUUAAAGUGUAUGGCAAUGUUAGUAUGAAGCAAGCAAUUUUCUUCCUCCAAGACUUUAAGCUUGGUCAUUACAUGAAGAUUCCUCCUAGAGCUAUGUUUUUUGCACAGGUACUUGGCACCAUCAUAGCAGCAUUGGUGCACUUAGUAACAGCAUGGUGGCUUAUGAACUCUGUUCCAAACAUUUGCAACAGAGAGCUUCUUCCAUCAGGCAAUCCAUGGACAUGCCCCAGUGAUCACGUAUUCUACGACGCAUCCGUGAUCUGGGGCUUAAUAGGACCUCGGAGAAUCUUUGGAGAUCUUGGACACUACUCAGCCAUAAACUGGUUCUUCUUGUUUGGUGCAAUUGCUCCUUUCUUAGUUUGGUUAUCACACAAGGCAUUCCCAAGUAAACAAUGGAUUAGACUCAUAACUGUGCCAGUGAUUUUAGGAUCACUAAAUGAAAUGCCACCUGCUACAACAGUGAAUUAUUCUAGUUGGGUUCUUGUUGGAUUUGCAUCUGGGUUUGUUGCAUAUAGGUAUCACCGUGGAUGGUGGAUCAAACAUAAUUAUGUGUUGUCUGGUGCACUUGAUGCUGGGUUAGCAUUCAUGGGGGUUUUGUUGUAUUUGUGUUUGGGAAUGGAAGAUAUAAGCUUGAAUUGGUGGGGUGUUAAUUCUGAUGGAUGUUCAUUAGCUUCAUGCCCAACUGCUCAAGGUGUUCAAAUUAAAGGGUGUCCUCUUUACUAAGUGUUGUAGCAGUAAUCAAAUCUAUUUGCUGCGAUUUAUCUGUAAUGAAAACAUGAUGUAAAGAUUAAUAUUUCUAAAUAGAGACAGAAAAAGAAUUGAAUAUUUUUUAA